CGGUUGACAGCUUCGGCUAACCUCAAAUGCGCAAACAGAAAAGAAACCGCUCGCGUACGCCUGUUGUAAACAAACCCCUUCGAAUCGUUGCAGUUUCAGCGCUGAUAGAAGUUCUGGUGUAUUUUACAUUCGAUUGGCAUCAUGUCGGAUAAGAAGCCAGCGGCAUCCGGCAAUUCGACUGGUGGUGGUGGAAGUGGUGGUGGUGGCGGCGGCGGAGGCGACAAUAAAGAAAAGCGACGAAAGGAAUCCAUCCUCGAUCUGAGCAAAUAUCUGGAGAAGACGAUACGGGUCAAGUUUGCCGGUGGACGGGAAGCGGCCGGCGUGCUGAAGGGUUAUGAUCCGCUGCUGAACCUGGUGCUGGACAAUACGAUAGAGUUUUUGCGCGAUCCGGACGAUUACAAGCUGGCGGACGAUACGCGGCACCUGGGGCUGGUGGUGUGCCGGGGCACGUCGGUGGUGUUGAUCUGUCCGCAGGAUGGCAUGGAAUCGAUACAGAACCCCUUCAUCGCCCAGGAAGGCUAGUGCGGGGAGUGUGAGGAAGCAGUGCAGGUACGGUGGGUGGUGUGUAUGGAGAAAGAGAGGCGGCUGCCACACGCUGCACUUACCUGUGAUUGUAGCCAGUUCCUUCCGGUGGUAAACGAAAGCUCUGGAUCGCCGGAAGGUUUCAUCGUUUCUCAUCGUUCUUUUCAUCCAACAAACUGUUUUUUGGUUACUAGCCAAAGGAUUUGUUACAGAAAGCUCCAUUCAUCCGUUAUGUUACAUCUUUCGUUAAACUUUUCUUUAUACACCAUUCCGUUAUUAUUCAUACAUUCAUAUUUUCUGCAUUUUUUGUAGUCCCAAUCACGAAAUUCUUAACCGAAAUGGUCCAGGUUGUAGGAACAAGGAACUGCCAAAGGAAAUGUAGUGGAAAGGGGUGAACGAGACGAACGCAAAAUCUUAACUAGUUUCUGGAAGAGAGAUCGGUAAAUCGAUCAAUUUAUUAACUUAUGCUUAAGUAACUUACUCCUAACACUUCUACCAGAACUCGAGUGUGGCAAACGACUAUCCACACUGCCCCCGUCUGGGCUUUGAUUUUAUCGUUCGUCGCAGACACACACACACACACUCCCACGGUGGUGCCUUUUUCCCGCGGUCACGGGCCAAACCUCUAACAAUAGUUGUUAAAAUUAUAACUCAAACAAAAAUAGCACAGAGGAAGCAUUUAAGCCACAACACAACAGAACAACAAAGUACAUAUAAAACAAAAAUGGUGGAACGUUCGAACUCCUCCGCCACGUGUUGUGGUGCAAUUGUGGAUCGACGUUGCCCCAACCAAGCUCGCCUACUUAACUUCUAAUCGGUGUUGAGUUGAUUCUUCGUGUAAAUAAAUUCCAACCUACUCGAAACACAA
Messenger RNA from Anopheles coluzzii, 1390 nucleotides. RefSeq names its product U6 snRNA-associated Sm-like protein LSm7 (gene LSm7). The record is from RefSeq and is a predicted model, not a curated record. Gene Ontology annotation, cellular component: Lsm1-7-Pat1 complex; U12-type spliceosomal complex; catalytic step 2 spliceosome. Gene Ontology annotation, molecular function: RNA binding. The coding region runs from base 142 to 522 and encodes 126 amino acids. Gene Ontology annotation, biological process: nuclear-transcribed mRNA catabolic process; mRNA splicing, via spliceosome. The transcript has 2 exons. Lineage: Eukaryota; Metazoa; Arthropoda; Insecta; Diptera; Culicidae.